GCCCGGGCGGGACGCGCCCAUCGUGGGAUGCCCGCGCCCCGGAGGGCGGAUUCCGCGGUAGGCGCUGUCAGGUCUGCGAUUGAUCUCCCGGUGGGAUUUGUGGACAGUCAUGAAUCAGACCGAUGCUCCCCGGCCACUCAACUGGACCAUCCGGAAGCUGUGCCAUGCCGCCUUCCUCCCCUCGGUCAGGCUCCUUAAGGCACAGAAAUCAUGGAUAGAAAGAGCAUUUUACAAGAGAGAAUGUGUUCAUAUCAUACCCAGCACCAAAGACCCCCAUAGGUGUUGCUGUGGGCGUCUAACAGGUCAACAUAUUGGACAGCCUCCAAGCGCCUCUGUUACUCAGAAUGAGAAAAAUGAAACCAGGCUCACUCGCAAUGACAUCCAGUCGGAGAAGUGGUCCAUCAGCAAGCACACGCAGCUCAGCCCGACGGACGCUUUUGGAACCAUUGAGUUCCAAGGAGGAGGCCACUCCAAUAAAGCCAUGUAUGUACGUGUGUCUUUUGACACCAAGCCUGACCUUCUUCUGCAUCUGAUGACCAAAGAAUGGCAACUUGAGCUGCCCAAACUUCUCAUCUCUGUGCACGGGGGCCUUCAGAAUUUUGAACUUCAGCCAAAACUCAAACAAGUCUUUGGAAAAGGCCUUAUUAAGGCUGCUAUGACAACUGGAGCAUGGAUAUUCACUGGAGGAGUAAACACAGGAGUCAUUCGGCAUGUUGGAGAUGCACUGAAAGAUCAUGCCUCAAAGUCUCGAGGGAAGAUCUGCACCAUCGGUAUAGCUCCAUGGGGGAUUGUGGAAAAUCAAGAGGAUCUGAUUGGCAAAGAUGUGGUCCGACCAUACCAGACAAUGUCCAAUCCCAUGAGCAAGUUGACAGUGCUCAACAGUAUGCAUUCUCAUUUUAUUUUGGCUGACAAUGGCACUACUGGCAAAUAUGGAGCAGAGGUGAAGCUUCGUAGACACCUGGAAAAGCACAUUUCACUUCAGAAGAUAAAUACAAGAAUUGGUCAAGGGGUGCCAGUGGUGGCCCUUAUUGUGGAAGGAGGUCCCAACGUUAUCUCCAUUGUUCUGGAGUACCUGCGAGACACUCCUCCUGUACCCGUUGUGAUAUGUGAUGGCAGUGGCCGGGCAUCUGACAUCCUUGCUUUUGGGCACAAAUACUCUGAGGAAGGAGGACUUAUCAACGAGUCUUUGAGGGACCAGUUGUUAGUUACCAUACAGAAGACUUUCACAUACACCCGAACCCAGGCACAGCACCUCUUCAUUAUCCUCAUGGAGUGCAUGAAGAAGAAGGAGCUGAUCACAGUUUUUCGCAUGGGAUCUGAAGGACAUCAGGAUAUUGAUUUAGCUAUCCUGACAGCGCUACUAAAAGGGGCUAACGCAUCUGCUCCCGACCAGCUGAGCCUAGCACUAGCCUGGAACAGAGUAGACAUCGCUCGCAGUCAGAUCUUUAUUUACGGGCAACAGUGGCCGGUGGGCUCCCUUGAGCAAGCAAUGCUGGAUGCACUGGUGUUGGACAGAGUGGAUUUUGUGAAAUUACUCAUAGAAAAUGGAGUAAGCAUGCAUCGUUUUCUCACCAUCUCCCGGCUAGAGGAACUGUACAAUACGAGACAUGGACCAUCCAACACUCUACAUCAUCUAGUCAGGGACGUCAAAAAGCGAGAAUAUCCAGGUUUCGGUUGGAUCUAUUUUCAGGGAAACUUACCUCCUGAUUAUCGGAUAAGUCUGAUUGAUAUUGGUUUGGUGAUAGAGUACCUGAUGGGAGGAGCAUAUCGCUGUAAUUACACACGAAAGCGUUUCAGAACAUUAUAUCACAAUUUAUUUGGUCCCAAGAGGCCAAAAGCCCUGAAACUGUUGGGAAUGGAGGAUGACGUCCCUCUGCGUCGAGGGAGGAAAACAACAAAGAAAAAAGAAGAAGAAGUUGAUAUUGAUAUGGAUGACCCUGAGAUCAAUCACUUUCCCUUCCCAUUCCACGAGCUGAUGGUGUGGGCUGUGCUGAUGAAACGUCAAAAGAUGGCCCUCUUCUUUUGGCAACAUGGGGAAGAGGCUAUGGCUAAAGCACUGGUGGCCUGUAAACUCUGCAAAGCCAUGGCCCACGAAGCAUCAGAAAAUGACAUGGUGGAUGACAUAUCCCAAGAGCUGAACCAUAAUUCCAGGGACUUUGGCCAGUUGGCUGUGGAGCUGUUGGACCAGUCGUACAAGCAGGAUGAACAACUGGCAAUGAAACUGCUGACCUAUGAGCUGAAGAACUGGAGCAACGCCACAUGCCUGCAGCUUGCAGUGGCAGCCAAACACAGGGACUUCAUUGCUCACACUUGCAGCCAAAUGCUGCUCACAGACAUGUGGAUGGGUCGCCUCCGGAUGCGCAAAAAUUCUGGCCUAAAGGUAAUUCUAGGAAUUCUACUUCCUCCUUCAAUCCUCAGCUUGGAGUUCAAGAACAAAGAUGAUAUGCCCUACAUGUCCCAGGCCAGUGAGAUCCAUCUUCAAGAAAAAGAGCCAGAAGAACCAGAGAAGCCAGUGAAAGAAAAAGAUGAGGAAGACAUGGAACUCACUGCAAACAGCAGGAGCUGCCCACAGGACCCCGACUGCAGGCAGGCAGAAGGACCUGCCUACAGGACCCAAUAUGCAGGAAAGCCGAAGGAGCAGCCCACAAGACCCACCUACAGGACCUGUUUGCAGGCAAUGCUGGGACGAGGGAAUGGCGAGUCCUCAAGAAAGAAGGAGGAAGAGGAAGUUCAGAGCAGGCACAGAAUGAUCCCUAUUGGAAGAAAGAUUUAUGAGUUUUACAAUGCUCCCAUCGUUAAAUUUUGGUUUUACACGCUGGCAUACAUAGGCUACUUGAUGCUGUUCAAUUAUAUAGUGUUAGUGAAGAUGGAUCGCUGGCCAUCUAUACAGGAAUGGAUUGUCAUCUCAUAUAUUUUUACUCUGGGAAUAGAGAAGAUGAGAGAGAUAUUGAUGUCCGAGCCUGGGAAACUGUUACAAAAAGUAAAAGUUUGGCUCCAAGAGUACUGGAAUGUUACUGACCUUAUAGCUAUCCUCCUGUUCUCUGUUGGGAUGGUGCUCCGUCUGCAAGAUCUGCCACUCCGGAGCGAUGGACGAGUGAUAUACUGUGUUAACAUCAUUUACUGGUAUAUACGGUUAUUAGACAUCUUCGGAGUAAACAAGUAUUUGGGACCAUAUGUUAUGAUGAUUGGGAAAAUGAUGAUAGACAUGAUGUACUUUGUCAUCAUCAUGUUGGUGGUUUUGAUGAGCUUUGGUGUGGCAAGACAGGCUAUUCUCUUCCCCAAUGAGGAGCCUUCGUGGAAGCUGGCGAAAAAUAUUUUUUACAUGCCUUAUUGGAUGAUCUAUGGGGAAGUGUUUGCAGACCAGAUAGACCCUCCUUGUGGUCAAAAUGAAACCAGAGAAGAUGGCAAAAUAAUCCAGUUACCUCCCUGCAAGACAGGAGCGUGGAUUGUUCCCGCCAUCAUGGCCUGUUACCUCUUGGUAGCAAACAUCCUUUUGGUGAACCUCCUCAUUGCUGUUUUCAAUAACACAUUUUUUGAAGUCAAAUCUAUAUCUAACCAAGUAUGGAAGUUUCAAAGAUACCAGCUAAUCAUGACAUUCCAUGAAAGACCUGUUCUCCCACCACCUCUGAUCAUUUUCAGCCACAUGACUAUGAUAUUCCAACACCUCUGCUGCAGAUGGCGGAAGCAUGAAAGUGAUCCAGAUGAGAGAGACUAUGGAUUAAAGCUUUUCAUAACUGAGGAUGAACUGAAAAAGGUCCAUGAUUUUGAAGAACAGUGCAUAGAAGAAUAUUUUAGAGAAAAGGAUGACAGAUUCAAUUCCUCCAACGAUGAAAGAAUUCGUGUGACUUCAGAAAGGGUGGAGAAUAUGGCCAUGCGACUAGAAGAAGUAAAUGAGCGAGAGCACUGCAUGAAGGCUUCUCUGCAGACCGUUGACAUCAGGCUUGCUCAGCUGGAAGACAUGAUGGGACGGAUGGUGACUGCCUUAGAAAAAAUGACUGGCAUAGAGAGAGGUGAGACAACUAAGAUACGAUCCAGGACCUCAUCCGACUGCACGGAUGCAGCCUACAUCGUGAGACAGAGUAGCUUCAACAGUCAGGAAGGAAACGCUUACAAGCUUCAGGAGAGCAUAGAUCCCACAGGAGAGGAGUCCAUGUCCCCAACAUCGCCUACGAUCACACCCCGCAUGCGAAGCCACUCUUUCUAUGCAACAAAUAUGAAGGACAAGUGUGGGUUGGAAAAGCUGGAAAGCAUUUUUAAGGAAAAAUCUCCAAGCCUGCAUCGGGCAAUCAGUUCCCACUCAAUAGCAAAAGAAGGAAAGACUCCAUUAGCCCCUACAAGCACUUUGUCAAUCGCCCCAGACUCCAGAAGACCUUCAUCUUGUAUAGACAUCUAUGUUUCUGCUAUGGAUGAGAUGCAUUCUGACACAGAACCUCUCGAGAGCUCCAUAAAUAUUCUUGGUCCCGGAGAUGCAGCUCUGCAGGCUCACAUAGCCUCUUCCCUUUUAGCUGGCAGUGCAUACAUUAGCAGUACACCUGGUGAAAAAAUUUCUGGCAGGAGUCUUGAUUAUGAGGAAACCUCUGGAAUAGAAACAAGGGCAUUUUCUUCAGACUACUCACAAAUCACCGACUGUCAAAUCCCCUGGGAUUCAGAUCCUCCCUUGUAUCACACUUUAGAGCGAUCUAAAAGCAGUCGUUACCUGGCUACAACUCCCUUUAUACUGGAGGAAACGCCCAUUGUGAAAUCUCACAGCUUUAUGUUCUCUCCGUCUCGGAGCUACUUCAGCAGCCUUGGAGUCCCAGUCAAAACAGCAGAGUACACAAGUAUUACAGACUGUAUAGACACGAGGUGUGUGAGUGCUCCCCAGGCCAUCGCAGAGAGGGCCAGUUUCCCAGGAAGUCUUGGGGGCAAAGUGGAAGACUUGGGAUGCUGCCACCCAGAGAGAGAAGCUGAACUAAGCCACCCAAGCUCUGAUCAUGAAGACAUUGAGGCCAAAGAAAAGAAGGGAACCCCUUUAUCUCCUCAAGACAGCAAUGCUGCAAGAACUCUGGCCAACAGCAUCCCACUUCCAAAAAUAGAGCGAGCCAACAGCUACUCUGCAGAGGAGUCCAACAUGUUGUAUGCUCAGCACACGCGGAAGAGCUACUCUAUCAGUGACAAACUCGACAGGCAGCGAAACGCAACAGGCCUGCGGAACCCCUUUGAGAGGAGUAAGUCCUCCAGGCCAGAGAGCAGAGGGGACAACCUGUCCAUGAGGAGACUGUCAAGAACAGGAGCCUUCUGCAGCUUUGAGAGCAAACACAGCUAGGCUUAGACAAAGCUCACCGGCAGUCAAAGGGUCAUCUGUUCUCCAGUCCAUUUUGUCAGCAGAAUUAAAACCAAAAACCUUCACGUUACCAAGUGUCAACUCCAGUUGGCAUUAGCCACCGGUCAAGGGAGCACAUUGUCAAUCUCAGUAUCGCCCACUGAGGUACUGCAUUUUGACCCAGUUGACAUUUGCACUUAAGGAAAAAGGGAGGGAUGAAAGCUUUACAAAGACUUCGGUAAACAAGAGGAAUAAGAAUCCCCCUUUUUGAAGUCAGGAGAAAUAAAUUAAGAGGUAUAAAUAAAUUAAUAAAUAUCUGCCUUUUAUUAGAAGGCAUCCUAAAACCUUUGAUCAUUAUUCAAGUUUUUAAGAUGCAGAAAUUAACUGGCAAAAAGAGAUGUACAAUUUAAAUGUUCUAAGCUUCAAUCACAACCUCUUUUUCAUCUAUUUCACCAUUGUGAUGACUGAUGAAAAGCAUUUGUUAUUUCUGUAGGAACUGGCAGCAAACAAGACUCCCAAGUCCCUUGCAUCCCACACUUGUGGAAAUGAAGAAAGGUGAACACGACAACCAUAAUGUUCACUUGUCUCCUUUUAUAUCAACUUCUAGUGCCACAGAAAGUUUGUAUUCUGAAGAGCAGAAAGGGAAAUUAAAUGCCUUUUGUACUGCAACUUAAACAGAAGGAGAAUUUAUGCUAAAAUAUCAGGUGAUUUCCUGUAUAAAACAGGCAUUCUAGAUUCUAGCACAGCUGAGCAAGCUCAGGAUGAAUGUAAUUAAGUGGAAUAGUAUAUAUUUAUUUUUUUACCACAUAUUGUCUCACUAAAUCAAAGGAUGUGAUGGAACAGUAAGAAGAGGGUUAUCAGAGCAGAGCAUGGUAAUAUUGUCAGGUUCUUACUGCUCCGUUUAAUUAUGUACACAAAUUGGGGAGAUUUAUGCACCACACUGCUAUUGGGUUCUUCUUGCUGUUCCAUUUGAGCUGCCGACUUUUCACAUCAUUCCCUCAACUAAAAAUAUACACCUUUUUUUUUCAUGUGUACAUAGCUGUAUUUAAACAUUUCAAAGUAUACAAGAAUUGUCAAGCAAUCUGAAUCCAGAUUCAUGUAAUUAGACUGGAGUUGCUUAAAGGAAAAUGUUUUUGUCAGAGGACUGGAAAACACUAAAAUUUCUAUAUGCUUCUAAGGUAAGUUAAAGAACCAAAGUGAAACUGCAAGUGUCUGUAAAGAGCAAAAGCCAUCAGUUGUGACUAGGCUUCCACCGUUCAGCAGCUUAUGACACAAUGAGCAUUUUUUAUAGGAGGAAGUGUGUAUGAAUGGUAGUGCAGUGAUGGGUUUUGGUUGAAGACAGUUGUAACUCCGCUGAGCUGACCCAAGGGUCCACAAUGUCAACCGGACUUUUGAACUUCUCAUGAGAAGGUGUCCCAGGUCACAGGUGGAAGGGUAUGCAGAAGAUUGGAAAAGGGUAGAGAAGCAUAAACUGCAACUGGAUCAAAAUUUCACAUACUUUUGAAGGCGAAACAUUUAAGCUUUUAAAGAGUUGAAGCUAGUGCUAUUAAAAAUUAAAAUAUCUAUACAAUUACCAACAGCUGUGUAGAACCAGCUCCUUUUUGUUAUUAAAAAUGAAUACAUGAGUGGGGUACAUACUUCCCAUUAUUUAAAUGGGAAUCAUCUUUCAAAGGCACCUUUGAGAAUGCAGGCUGACGUUUUCUCACCGAGUCUUCACACUGGGAGACUCUGAGCACCAUCUGAAAGCUAAGUCUGAAAGGCAACAAAUCCAGACAGAAAAUGAUCAUCAGCCUCAGGAAAAGAGGCAAAGAAGGGGAAAACAUUUAGUUAACAAGUCACUGCGUUGGAAAGUUCAGGAAACAAAGAAAUGCAGCAAGGGGAUGUUAAGAACAGUGUUUCAUACUUCCUGCACCAGUGUGUUCCUUGCUUUCUUCUAUUUGUUCAGGCUUUCAAUGAGCUAAACUCCACCAAGACAGUGUGUUUAUGCAAUUGCCUUUCAGCCCAUGUGCAGCAUUACAGUCACAUGGCAAUACUAAGAAAGGUCAGAAACCUUUCUGUGCAUUAUGAAGCAUGCUUGUGGCAGGCUGAUUGUUGAACAAUAGCAAAAUGCCCAAGGGCAAAGGAACUUUAUUUAACAAUAUGCUUCAAAUGUGCCAACUUCUGUUAGCAGCCUUUUCCUAAGGCUUCUCCAAAUAUAUCUAUCCUUGGUGAGUAGAGGGGGAUAUUCUCACUUUGUUUUCUUUUGUUACUUUUAUGAAUGUCUGCUAAAACUAUUGUGGACUCUUUCAUUUUCACCGUAUUACUGGCCUACUCUAGAGGAAUUUCAGAUUCAUUACAAAUUCCUUAUCAGUGCUUAGUGAAUUAGUUCAAGGCAUUGGGUUCUCCUCUGGGGUAGAUUUCAUCUCUUAAUUUGUCAGGGUAAAGGAAUUUGCCAAACCUAGAAGCUGUAUAAAUGUUUAGGAUACAGCACCUUAUUGAUCUGGAGCACACAUUCCGGGUAAAAUGAAACAGGACACUUUAUUUACCUCUUAAAAUUUGCCACUAUGUAUAAAAUGUAAAUUCAGAUGUUAAAAGUGAGAUUGCAAGAUGUCAGAACACCACUGUUCCUGAAUGUUUCCCAUUUAUUCUAUGAUGUGGUUUCUACAGAAUAUAUAUUAUGAUGGAUGUUAGAUUAUUUUGUUUUCACCUGCUUUUACACACUGUAUCAAACUGCUCCUUUUUGAAUUUGAUGUUAAAACACCUAUUCCUUGCAAUGGGACCAGACUUCCCAUUCCUAAUAUUAUGAUCAUUUAGUGAGAGUGGAAGUCUUAUCAUCCAUGAUUGUGUAGCUAUAGCAUGUGCCAUAUGACAUAUUCUGUAUCAAAGGAUAACUUAUAAAGUAGACACAUAUAUAGUUGUGACAUGUGGUAAUAUUAGUGAACGUUACAGGACAGUUUUAAUAUUGCAUUAUAUGGUCUUGUUGUAAAUCUGUAACAUUCAAUAAAAUAGCACAUGUUGCAUCAAGCAUUAAGUUCCACUAUCCAAUUAUUAGCUUACAUAUGGAAUAUGCAUUUCUUGUCACAAUGUGUAAGUUUGGUAUGUUUCACACAUUUCUUUGUAUAGUUCUACUUAAAUGUCUGUUUGAGCUGAUGUAUAAACAGCUAAUGAGCUGCUGUGGGCCAUGACAGAUGAGUUGUGAUGGUGUGAAAGAUGAACUGGCAUGUUAUGCAAAAGAUUAUAAGAUAAAUGAACUUUAAUAAUAUUUUGAAACUCAAUUGAGCUUAGCUGUUUGUUUACAUACGCUGGUUGACUGAGGAAGCUGUGUGCAGUAUUUUAUAAAUAUUUUCCUAUAAUAAUCUGUUCUAUUGUUUCCGGUUUAAGUGAUUCUAUUCUACAGUUGGGGUAUACACUUGUCCUAGGUAUUGUAUUAUAGCACAAUAUUCUUUCACAAUAACAGUGUGAUAUUACUGAAGUAGUUUCUCUUUCUUACAGUCCAGUCUUUUUUUGUGUCAAAGAAAAUGCAUGCAUUGUUCCAUGAGUUUCUUUGGACUACUAGGAGACUUAACAUUUUACUAUUGCCUGCCUGUAAAGAUGAAUCCAGUUAGGAAUGAAUUCAAACUUUUGGAUGUUUACAUUAUUUCCAUUAUGUUUGAUCUUUAGCAAAGUAAGUGAUUUUUUUAUUAUUUUUAAAUGACAAUUGUAUUUUAUGAAAUUUGAAUACUCAAUACAAAAUGCGAACCUACAGCAGUGCUCAGACAUUUGGCUCUCUCUUUUUUUGGAAGAGAUAAGGUGCUACAUUAUUGUUCUUAGCACAAGUGCCAGUUAACAAAUGGCAGUGAGGGGAUAAUUUGAAAAUAUAAUAAAAAACCAAAACAUACAUUCAUCUACGUACGGAAAUCCCUCUGGGUUCCAGACAUAGAUUAAUUUUUUUCUUUAAUUUUCCAUUUAUAGAUUUUUUGGUAAAAAAAAAAAAGAAAAACAACAAAACUGAUUUGUACCUUUUGUGGAAUGGAUAGCCUUUUGUCAGGGGAUAAAUAUCUUAGUUAGGUAUAUUUUUUGUAUGAAAAGAAAAUGAUUUGUUUCUUAGAAACUGUCAGUGCAUGGAAAAUGCAACUACAUGAAUAACUGCUCAAAAAAUGUGCUGGUAGCAGCACACAGCCUUAGUCCAAUGACUGCAGUCAGAGCAAACGAGUAUCUGUCCUGAGAGCAUUAGUUAUCAAAGGUAUUAGACUGAACCAGUGAAACAAAAUGCUCUGUAAACUCGUGGUGCAGAUUUUCAAAACAAGCAUAAAUGUCUUGUUAUGUUGCUCAGGUUAAACACUUAAGAGGAUCUGAUAAUCACCAGAAGGGAAAAUGUGAGCUGGUCAUUCCUGGAUUUCCCUGGGAAUGCUUAAGUAGUUGUGAUGUCUCUCCCCUGCUUAAAAAUUAUAAUAUAUUUGCAUUUUUGCACAAUAUGCAUAACUGUUUUAAGAAAGGCCACAUUUUCAGUUCUGCUGAAAGAUAGUAGGCAUAGAUCAUCUUCUUCAAAAGAGAUGGGAAAGACUCCUAGCAUGGAUUUUUCCUUCAGCCACCUCAAAUGAAAACACAGUCCCAGCUGGGAUGAAGUAAAGUAUUGGGGGCGUCUGCUCACCUACUGAAGCCCUUCAUUACUGUAGGUGGUAUUCACUGUCCUUGCCACACAUUGGCACAAAAGCAGUAGUAUUGAAUGCGGAGGGACUUUGUUUCUGCACCCCAAUGAGAGUUACCCUGCUUUAUAGCCAGUCAUACAGUGAACACUGCAGGUCACACAGGUUUCUCUUCUCCAAGACUGACUACAAACUAUGGUCUUACUGAUGCUGGUGCAAAUCUGCAGAAAAUCCACUGAUUUGAAUGGCAUACUCUGACUUUUGUCAGAAGAUGGAUUUAUUCUGCAUUUCUAACUCUAUAUUACUUUGAGCCAUAGCAUGGGUUACACUAAAUUAUCUUCAAGCUGGAAGCCUAAUGACAGAGCCUUUGAGCCAGACUGGUUGUGAAACAGUCUCUGACCUUUUAAUUUCUGCUGUAUGCUUUCAGAUCUGUCGUAGGGCCACACAAUACUUAUUUCAAAGAGCUAUUAGGAAAAAACAUUUGAUUAUUAAAUUGCUGCUGUUUCUGCUGCAGGGAAGUGAUAACUCUUGUUUAUUUUAGUAUUUGGGAGGGAGGGGGAAGGGACAGAAGAGGGAACUGGAUGUGAAAUACAGUUUUAUGCCUGUACAAGAGUAAAUUGUAUUAAAGUUAUAUCCUUUUUCCACCGUUGCAAUUGUUGUACAUGAGGAGAGUCUAUUUGCUGCUACUGCUGUCUGGAACAGUGUUUGCAAUAUACUAUACUCAUAGCUAUUUAAUCGUUUAUUAUUUGGGCUAUCAUUUUUAAGUGUAUAACAAUCAUUUAUAAAGGGAUAAAAAUUAUUAAAAUGUCAUUUUAAACAAAUUCCUACUAAUACAAAGCUUUUCAAGUAUGAUUUGUCUAAAUGUACAUAACUAGGGAAAAUGGUCCUUUCCAAAGGUCUACUGGAUUCACAAUGCACUUUUAGACUGUGUUUAGAUGCGUAAUAAAGAGCAGAAGUUGGCAAUUACUACAGUAGAACUUUCUGAAAUUUCUGUAACAAUUGUUUUGCAAUAAAAAAAAGAGAUGUAGAUAAAAACA
Messenger RNA from Pseudopipra pipra, 10943 nucleotides. Its product is annotated as transient receptor potential cation channel subfamily M member 3. Gene Ontology annotation, molecular function: monoatomic cation channel activity. Bases 110 to 5305 code for a protein of 1731 amino acids. Lineage: Eukaryota; Metazoa; Chordata; Aves; Passeriformes; Pipridae. The transcript is spliced from 27 exons. Gene Ontology annotation, cellular component: plasma membrane. The record is from RefSeq and is a predicted model, not a curated record. Gene Ontology annotation, biological process: protein tetramerization; metal ion transport; monoatomic cation transmembrane transport.